AUGGAGAACAGGACAGAAGUGACAGAGUUCAUCCUGCUGGGACUGACCAGUGACCCAGGUCUGCAGCUUCCCCUCUUUCUGACGUUCCUGCUCAUCUACACCAUCACUCUGAUUGGGAACCUGGGGAUGAUCCUGUUGAUUGUCUUGGACUCCCGUCUCCACACUCCCAUGUACUUCUUCCUUGGCAACCUGUCUCUGGUGGACUUUUGUUCCUCUUCUUCUGUCACUCCCACUGUCAUGGCUGAGCUCUUUAUGGGACACAAGAUCAUCUCCUACAAUGCUUGUGCUGCACAGAUGUACUUUUUUGCAGCAUUGGUUACUGUUGAAAAUUACCUCCUGGCUUCAAUGGCCUAUGAUAGGUAUGCUGCAGUGUGUAAGCCCCUGCACUACACCACCACCAUGACAACAAGUGUGUGUGCAAAUCUGGUCAUAAGCUCUUAUGUGAUUGGUUUCCUGAACGCCUCCAUCCAUAUUGGAGACACAUUUAGUCUCUCCUUCUGUCUGUCCAAUGUAGUACACCAUUUUUUCUGUGAUAUCCCAGCAGUCAUGGUUCUUUCUUGCUCUGAUAGACAUAUUAGUGAACUGGUUCUUAUUUAUAUUGUGAGUUUCUGUAUAUUUUUUGCACUCCUAGUUAUCUGGAUAUCCUACAUAUUCAUUUUUGUCACCAUCUUAAAGAUGCGCUCAGGUGCAGGACACAGGAAGGCUCUGUCCACCUGUGCCUCCCACUUCACUGCUGUCUCCAUUUUCUAUGGGACUAGUAUCUUCAUGUACUUACAGCCCAGCUCCAGUCAUUCCAUGGACACUGACAAAAUUGCAUCUGUGUUCUACACCAUGGUCAUCCCUAUGCUGAACCCUGUGGUCUACAGCAUGAGGAACAAGGAGGUCAAGAGUGCAUUCUUAAAGGUCAAGAAUGUCUUAAUUUGUUGGAGGAAAAAUAAUCUUUAG
Molecule: messenger RNA, 945 nt
Organism: Sciurus carolinensis (gray squirrel)
Lineage: Eukaryota; Metazoa; Chordata; Mammalia; Rodentia; Sciuridae
Product: olfactory receptor 5B3-like
Exons: 1
Coding region: 1-945 (314 amino acids)
Biological process (GO): G protein-coupled receptor signaling pathway; sensory perception of smell
Cellular component (GO): membrane
Molecular function (GO): G protein-coupled receptor activity; olfactory receptor activity; odorant binding
Source: RefSeq, a predicted model, not a curated record